Molecule: messenger RNA, 2908 nt
Organism: Frieseomelitta varia
Lineage: Eukaryota; Metazoa; Arthropoda; Insecta; Hymenoptera; Apidae
Gene: Plap
Product: phospholipase A-2-activating protein
Exons: 6
Coding region: 370-2715 (781 amino acids)
Biological process (GO): proteasome-mediated ubiquitin-dependent protein catabolic process; ubiquitin recycling
Cellular component (GO): nucleus; cytoplasm
Molecular function (GO): ubiquitin binding
Source: RefSeq, a predicted model, not a curated record
ACAAAGAAAUACCAAUUUUAGCGAAUUACGAUCUCAAUGAGGAAUUCAUGAAAAUAACCAAUUAAUUGAAUUUUUACGUGAUAAGAUGUUGUUAACAAGCUUACUCUCAUCAUUACCUUUUUUCGUGAAAUCAACUCGAAUGACAACAUUAGGCUAAUGACGUUAGCAAAAAGGCAGGGGAGAACUUUGUUUACGUAUAAAGAACGUAGUUAUGCGGGGGGAAAAAUGCAUGUAACGCCGUACGAGCACAGUGAUCAUUGUCACGCAUGCCCGGGUGCGUUUUAAAUGUUAAAACCGUGCGAAUUUGUCCACAUUUAUUCGCAUCGAGAAUCGGCGAACAUUAUCCCAGCCACAGUGUUCGCAUAAGUAAUGUCCUUGCUGCGUGCCUCGCACGACUAUCAAAGUGCUAUGGCCAAGCCGUGUUACAAGCUGAGAACUUCUCUUUUCGGGCACACAUCCGACGUGAGAGCUGUGGCGACGUUCGCCGACGGAACUAUAGUUUCCACCUCGAGGGAUGAGACCGCACGUAUUUGGAAAUCAUGCGGAAAUGGGAGAGACUAUGAACACACUGCAACUUUGAAAGGACAUUCCAACUUUGUCGCAGCUGUAUGCGUUGUAAAUCCCUCUGAGCAAAAUCCGACAGGUUUUAUUAUUACUGGUAGUCAUGAUAAAACCAUACGUAUCUAUGUUCAGGACCAAAUGGAGCCCAUAAACAUUAUAAAAAGUCAUCAGGAUACCGUUUGUAAAUUGACAACUGGUACAAAGGAUGGAACGUUUUUGUCAAGUUCCUGGGACAUGAGCGCAAAGUCAUGGAGUCUAAGUGACUUAAGCAAGCCACAGUUAAAUUUGUUAGGUCAUACAGCUGCUGUAUGGUGUGUGGCAGACUUGUCAAGCGGGUCCAUUAUAACUGGAUCUGCAGAUAAGCUUGUUAUAGUAUGGACAAGCGAUGGUUCAGUACAGCAUAAGUUAACUGGGCAUACAGAUUGUGUUCGUGAUAUUUCUCCAAUAAGUGGCAAUGAAUUUUUAACUUGUGCCAAUGAUGCCACUGUACGUCAUUGGAACGUAUCUCUUGGAACUUGCUUAGGAACCUAUUGUGGCCAUGAAAAUUAUGUCUAUAACAUUUUAGCCUUAGAAAAUGGUACAAGUAUAUUUACUUGUGGUGAAGAUCGGACACUUAGGAUAUGGCAUAAUACAGAAUUAAGUCAAACUAUUACUUUACCCACUCAGUCUGUGUGGUGUCUGGCUCUACUUCCUAAUGGUGAUGUAGUUACUGGAAGUUCUGAUGGCGUCGUUAGGAUAUUUACAUGCAAUUCCGAACGAUAUGCAGAUUCGGAGACAUUGCAGGAAUUUGAGCAACAAGUAGCCAGUGUUAAGCUUAAUGCUCAACAAGAGCUAGGUGGGAUCAAAGUUAAGGAUUUACCAGAUACAAAAGCCUUGUUGCAGCCUGGCCAAAAAGAUGGCCAGACUAAAAUAGUAAACGAUGGAAAUACUAUAAAAGCAUAUAGCUGGUCACAAAAUGAACAAAGGUGGAUAAAGAUCGGUAACGUCAUGGGUGCUUCGGGUGGUACCGUAGCUACAUCUGGAAAACAACUUUACAAUGGCAUAGAGUACGAUUACGUAUUCUCUGUGGAUAUACAAGAUGGUAUUCCUCCAUUAAAAUUGCCCUAUAACAAUGAUCAGGAUCCAUGGCAUGUCGCGCAGAAAUUUCUUCACGAUAACGGUCUUAGUCAAUUGUUUCUAGAUCAGGUUGCAAAUUUUAUAAUAAAAAAUUCUCAAUCUGCACCAGUUACGAAACCUGAUGCUCAAUAUGCUGAUCCUUUCACAGGAGGCAGUAGAUACAUUCCUCAAUCGACAGCAAAUACAGCUUCGCAAGAAUCCACGAGACCAGACACACCAAAUUCCUCAGAUGCAUCCACACCUUCUUAUAUUCCUCAUACAAAAUACCUGAAAUUGGAACAGGCUAAUCUUUCUCAAAUUCUAGAAAAAAUAAAGGAACUAAAUGAUAAACAAAGCGAUUCUCUCAAGCUGUCAAGUGAUAAAUUGGAAUGCUUGGUGAAACUUGUUGGUGACCAAGCACCUGAACAAUUGAAAACCGAUGCCUUGAACACUUUACAAACACUCUUGAAUUGGUCAGAUGAUGUGUUGUUUCCUGUACUCGAUAUUACUAGACUUGCAGUACUCUGUAGAGAAUUGAAUGAUAUACUAUGCACAGAGGAACUUCUGCAGAUUGUAAAGAGGCAUAUCAAAUCCGACGCUCUUCCUUCCAAUCAGAUGCUUACUUUCCGCUUGCUGGCGAACAUGUUCAGUCAUGAAAAAGGAGAAAAAUUAUGUCUUAGUUGUAAAGAUGACAUACUGAAACUUUUAUCGGAGUUGGAAUCACUUACAAACAAAAAUAACCAGGUAGCAAUUUCGACUUAUAUAUUGAAUUUAACCGUGGCUCUAAAUAAAUACAAUGAUGCUCUCGGCAAAACACAAUGUCUGAAUGCAAUGUUCUCAUUGUUACCAUUGUUAAAUGAGCCUGAAGCAGUGUUCAGAACUCUCGUUGCAAUGGGAACACUUUUAAGCACAUCAAAUUCAGAGGAUCAAAAUAAUUUAAUAAAAGCGGUACGACAAUCGGAAGUUGCAUUAAACAUACUUCAAACUAUGUCAGAAACUACAGUUUCAACGAACAAGUUGGCAAAUUGUUCAAAACAGAUAAUUAGUUUAAUUAUUUAAAUAUAUAUAAAAGAUAGAAAAAAAAUUGCAAGAAAAAUGCACGUGGAAUCCAAGAUUCGAACAAUUAAGUAUUGUAAUUAACAAACAUUUUACCAAUAUUGCGUUAAAUAGGUUUCUUAUAUUUUUUGCAAUCUGAUGGUUUAAACAUUAUAAUUAUCUCAUUGCUAAUAAAAGUACAUUUUGCCAUAUUUAA